Ochotona princeps (American pika) is the source of this 436-nucleotide messenger RNA. RefSeq names its product ankyrin repeat domain-containing protein 26-like. Lineage: Eukaryota; Metazoa; Chordata; Mammalia; Lagomorpha; Ochotonidae. The transcript has 3 exons. The record is from RefSeq and is a predicted model, not a curated record. Bases 10 to 324 code for a protein of 104 amino acids.
UCUACUGUCAUGUUAGCAGAGGUCAGAACCAAACUUCUCCUGGAGAAACAGCGGAACAGAUGUUUACUCAACACUCUCACUGGAAGGCCUCUCCUGGAGUCAGGCUGCGUUGGAAAUGUGAACAACACUUUAGAACUCAAUAGACAUCUAAUUUCACAAGAAAACUUAAUGAUCCCAAUCUCAAGACAACAAACUUCACAUAACGGCAUGGUGGAUUAUUUAUUUGUGAUGCUGGAAGAGAAACAAACCAACCUAAGUAGAGACUUAGAUGAGCUACUGCUGAACUUGGAUCUGGAUCUUAUAGAGCCUUUCUCUAGCAUCUAACAGAGGUAAAAUCUAAACCAAGUUUGAGUUCUGAGAUCAUUAAUCUGUACAUACGUGAAAGAAAAAAUAUGUAUUCUCUGAGUUAAUAAAAUUUUCCUUGGUGAACUCAAAA